This is a messenger RNA of Prunus armeniaca (apricot), 1836 nucleotides long. The record is from the annotation of a GenBank genome assembly. NCBI's taxonomy places the organism in Eukaryota, Viridiplantae, Streptophyta, Magnoliopsida, Rosales, Rosaceae.
AUGCAUGAGUUGAAGACUUGGAUCCUUAAGCAAGAAGUUGAAGAUAUUCAAGCAACAAUGGUUGAACAUAAAAACGCUUGGAAUGAAUAUGGGUGCACCAUCAUGUUAGAUGGUUGGACAGAUGGAAAAAAUCGGGUUCUUCUUAACUUUCUAGUGAAUAGUCCUCGCGGGACUUGGUUCUUGAAAUCAGUUGAUGGCUCUGAUACAAUAAAAUAUGAAGACUUGAUGUUCAAUUACUUGGAUGAUGUAGUAGAAGAAAUAGGAGAAAAGAAUGUGGUUCAAGUGAUUACAAUUAAUGCAUCAAAUUACAAGAAUGUGGGGAAAAAGCUUAUGGAGAAGAGGAAGAAAUUGUGGUGGACUCCAUGUGCCGCCCAUUGCAUUGAUUUAAUGCUGGAAGAUAUUAGCAAGUUGACAGUUUUUGAAAAUAUUAUUCAAAAGGGUAAGCAAUUAGUGAAGUUCAUUUAUGGACAUUCAUGGGUCCUUUCUUUGAUGAGGCAUUACACUGACAAUAAAGAGAUCAUCUGUCCAGCGGUGACACGCUUUGCCACUGUUUAUCUCACACUUCAGAGCAUUUAUAAGGCUAAGAGAGGUAUUAUGUCUAUGUUCACCUCCCAAGAAUGGCAUGCUGGUCCAUUCGCUAAAAACAAGGAUGGAGUUGUGGCUCGUAAAAUUGUACUACAUGAUGCUAAUUUUUGGUCUCACGUUGCCUUUUGCAUCAAGGUGGUUAUUCCACUUGUCUCUGUUUUAAGGGAGGUUGAUUCAAAAGAGAGACCUGCAAUGGGCUAUAUUUAUGAGUUGAUGGAUGCAGUAAAGGAGAAGAUUGCCUUCAAUUGUGGAAAUGUGGAGAGAAAGUACAAACCAAUUUGGAAUAAAAUUGAUAAAAUAUGGGGUCCACAACGUCAUCACCCUUUGCAUGCUGCUGGUUAUUAUUUGAACCCGCAAUUGCAUUAUGAAGAAACUUUCACAAACUCUAAAGAAGUGAGGGAAGGUUUGUAUGCAUGCAUGGAUAUGAUGUUGAGUGGAGAUGAACGUGUUCAAGCGGAUUGCCAAUUGGACAAUUAUAUUUAUGCAGAAGGAGAUUUUGGAAGUGAAGUAGCAGUGAAAUGCCGGAAAUUGCGAUCACCAAUCAAUUGGUGGUUGCGUUUUGGGAGGGAGACACCGGAGUUGACUAAGUUUGCUGUUCGAGUCCUUAGCCUUACUUGUAGUGCAUCUGGGUGUGAGAGGAAUUGGAGCACCUUUGAAUUGAUUCAUACAAAGAAAAGAAAUAGACUUGAACAGAAAAGGCUAAAUGCUCUAGUCUAUGUGAAAUAUAAUUCGGCUCUAAAGCAGCGAAGUAUUCAAAGGAAGAGAAAGGUUGAUCCAAUAUUCGUGGAUGAUAUUCCCUCCGAUAAUGAAUGGAUAACGGAGGUUGAGGAACCAUCUCUUCCAUUUGAUCCUUCUUGGAUAGAAGAGGAAGACAUAUUUGAUGUUGAUGCCAUUAGGAAUGUGCCAAUUCCUACCUAUGAAAGUGGUCUACAACCUCGAGAGUCAAUUAUUCGUAAGUCUGUUCUCGAUGAUCCUCCUACUGCUCCUAGUGAGCCUACUUUUAAUGAGCGUAUCCCUUCUCCACCUAUCAUUCGAUACAAACGAGGUCGUGUUGAAAGAUCAAGUAAUGAUAUGCCAAAAAGCAAGGCUCCAAAAAAGGGAUGCUUGUUGAUGAGGGAUCAAGAUGAUAUGAGUUGGUUGGAGCAUCCCUUGGAUGAAGAUGCUAAUAAUAAUGAUAUUGGUUCAAAUCAUGGUAGUUUGGUUUUGGAUGAUGACCUUCUUAAUGAUGACGAGGAUGAUAUGAAUGAGUGA